Anopheles stephensi (Asian malaria mosquito) is the source of this 3813-nucleotide messenger RNA. RefSeq names its product sarcoplasmic calcium-binding protein 1 (gene Scp1). The record is from RefSeq and is a predicted model, not a curated record. Bases 131 to 706 code for a protein of 191 amino acids. Gene Ontology annotation, molecular function: calcium ion binding. The transcript has 6 exons. NCBI's taxonomy places the organism in Eukaryota, Metazoa, Arthropoda, Insecta, Diptera, Culicidae.
GGGGACCACCACACGGUACCGGUUAAGAUCGUUUUAGUCUUCGACGGAAGUUGGUUUAAACAAGUAAUAAGCUCGCCACAAAUUAGUUUCAGAUUAGGAUCUAAAUUCCAAACACAAAACCAAAACCAAAAUGAGCUACUCGUGGGAUCAGCGUGUCGAAUUCAUCGUCCGUCACAUGUACGACAUUGACAACAAUGGCUUCCUGGACAACAACGAUUUCCAGUGCAUGGCCCUCCGUGCCACCGUCAUCGAAGGCAAGGGCGAAAUCAACCCGGCCCGUCUGAACGAAUACAAGUUCAUCAUGAAGUCGCUCUGGGAUGAGAUCUCCGCCCUUGCCGAUUUCGACAAGGAUGGCAAAAUCACCACCGAGGAAUUCAAACAGGCCGUCAAGCAGACCUGCGUUGGCAAGCCCUACUCCGAAUUCCCGAAGGCGAUGAAGGCCUUCAUUGAGGCUCACUACAAGAUGAUGGACAUCAACAACGACGGUCUGGUCAGCAUAGAGGAGUACCGUUACAACUGCAUCACCAGAAUCGCCGUCGAUGACAUCAAGCUGGUCGAUGAUUCCUACAACAACCUGGUCAGCGAGGAGGACAACAAGCGCGGUGGCAUCACCCUGGAGAGAUACCAGGAGCUGUACGCGCACUUCCUCGGCAACGAGAACGCCAAGUGCCCGGCCAUCUACCUGUACGGCCCAAUUCCGGAAUAAAUGUGUUCCAACCACAAAACCAAAACCAAAGCAACAUCAUCAUCAGCUCAAAAAGAUCAACAGCAACAUCUUCGGCACAUCCACCCCAGUAGAGUAGAGAGAGAGAGAGAGAGAUAAAAGGCAAGAGACCAUCGCCAUUAGAAACAUUUAUGCUUAGAUAAAGCUAUAAGACGUUGUACCGCAGGAAUGUUUGCUCCCAGAGGGACACGAAGCGAGAGCACCAUUAUCCUGAACAAACACACACAAACUGUUUACUGAAUGAACGGCAAUGAACAACUAUAACAACCACAGCAAAAUAGCAACGGCAAUUGGUAGCGCAGGUACACACGCAACACCAUCCAACCAACACCAACAGGCAGCAGCAGAAAGAGGCACCGACAGCCCUUCUUACGAAAGAGAGAAAAAAAGCGAGCCCCCCCAAAGCGAAGGCCAUGUUCUAAAUCAACUUCUAUCCAUCUACGUCCCAUCUGUAGAUUCGAAAACUAAAACAUCUCACCAACAACAUCCACCAAUUUUAGCAGGGAUUUAGAGCCCAAACGGGCGCGCCGAUUUUUUCUCCCGUAAUUGGGCUGCGUGCCGUGCUGUGCUGUACGCGCUUGUUUAAGCAUAGAUGGAAGAUCAGCAGAUCAGUGAAAACAACAACAAAAAAAUCAAUUCCCCACAGCCGAGCACGCGUUCCGAUCGCACGGUCGCCAUCGAACGGCGUCGUUCGUGCUGGAGAAGGUUAGGCCUGUGAAGAGACUUCCAGCUAUAUAUGACGCUAACUGCAUAUAGACACAGUGAAAGUUCCCCCGCGUUAGAAAACACACAACAAAAAGGCGUGGAAAAGAGAAACUCAAACGGAACAAAUGGAAUUUUUCAUAAUAAAACCAAAUUCAUCUACCAACCAAGAUCACGAGGAUAAAUGUGCAAAGCGUGAAAUUAAAUUCCGAGCAAAAGAAACGACUCUCCUCUGCUAGACACUUGCCAAAUUUGAUGAUGUACCACCACCACCACCACCAUCUUGGAACGAUUAACAGACCACUCAGAAACAGAAUGCGCCUAACAAAUGAGCUACCAUAGUGCAGACAUACAUAGAUACGAAACAGGCAGUCCCUCAACACCGGCAAGUCCUCGAUCCGGCCAGAGCGGCAGAGACAGAUUACGAUCGGUGCCAAUCUGCGUGCCGUUCACCACGUGAGGUUUAGACGAUAGGGCAGUGGGAAUAGUUUACACAACGUAAACUCUACCCUCUGCCCAAUUUCGCGUUUUCGUUCUCAUCCUUACGAUUGCGCGAUCGGCAGGUGGAAAGGCCACAGGUCUUUGUCAUUGCGGAACAUGGUACUUGCCAGCCUGCGGUAGUAGUCGAGUAGGGGGCAUCCAUCUUUAGAAGCCGUUCGGGGGAAAUGGAAGCACAAGCUGCUUCCAGCUAAUUCCAUUCCAAGCUGUGUGGAUGCCCCAAAGGAAGGACAACCAUUUUUUUUCCUUAACCAACAAUUUCCCCUAAAAUCAAUACCUCGCGCUCGCUGGAGGUUGUGGGGGAACCUCGAGGUUUGGAGCACCAAGCUCCCAAGGUGUGCGAGCGACGAAAUGAGAGCUAUUAUUUUCACUUUCUUUUGGGUGAUCGUGUUCGUAUUUAAAUAGGAGAUUUCCUCCAUUUCCUACGAACCGAUCACGGUUGUGUGUACAUAGAGUACAGCGCCCAAGCGUUUCCUUACCGCAUAGGCGUGCGUGUGUGUGUGUUUGUGUCCUUUUUUCCCCACCUGCAAGCUACCGGAAAAACGGUCACACCUUUCUCUACCUGUGUGCUGCACGUUUUCUUCUGGAGCCGGUAGCUUGUAGUUCGGAAGAAAAAAGAAUUAAACACAGACACACAUUCCCGCCAGUCAUAGCUUCACUUUCUCUUUGCAUAAACUUUAUAACCCAACAAACAAACAAAAAACACUCCCCGUUUUGCGAACAGGAAGAAGGCUUCAAAGCGCAUAUACGAAAAGCUUCUGUACGUUGUACUUUUGUUCUAAUCUGUUUAACACUGUUGACCUUCUUACUGAAUGCGGAAUCUGCUAACUAACCUUCUUUAAAAUCGUGCUCGUGUUAGAUGGUGUUUCUAGUGUUUUGCAGAGUGUUUGCAGUUUUAUCAGUUUAAGAGCUACAAAAAAAAAAGAAUACGAAACACAUACACACACACAAAAACACAAAAAUGCCCAAACAAAACCACAUACAUACUCCACAUCUACACACUUGUAACGAAUUUAUCGUUUUGCUUAUUACUUAUUAACGGUUAAACUUAAACUUGUUCUUCAAUUAUAGCGUGUUCUUUAACUAUACUACUCUUAUAGAUACUCUCUAGUUCAAGUUACUAGCCAACUCGUUAGGUUGUAGCAGCAAGAAAAAAACAUAUUACACUAUAAUCCUAAGCGUUACCGAUAGAAGGUGUGGGUAUAUAGUGAACCAGUGUUUAUAGAUGAUACGUUUUUUUCGUCUUUAAGAAAUAUUUCUCGCCUCCUUCUUUGAAAGUUUGACAACUACUGAAACAGUAAUCGGCCGUGUGUACCGUUGCAACAUCAGGGAUACCAAAGACCAAACCAAUGGCCAAAUACCAUCUCACAACAAUCUCGCUACCACCAGCAAGAGAUUAUCGUUUUUUUAUACAUAUAUAAAUAUAUGAGGUUAUGUCAUAAUGUUCGUUUGUAAUACCAUUCAACACUACCAUCGUUGAGGAAAGGGAUAGAAAACAUAAAUACAAGACAGAACAACGUCGACGACAGCAGGAAGAAGAAUGUUCGUAUAACAGCAACCAAACAAAAACGUAAUAAUACCAUGCUUUUACUUAAACAUCUUUGUAGCGUAAAAGUGUACAUCGAAGCUAUAUAGGAAUAUAAAUAUAUAGAUUCAGAGAUACAUUGAGAGACAGAAAGAAGAAAAAAAAACAAGAGCAGAGCCAGGUCCAAAACCGGCAGAUAGCGCAAAUCCUAAAGCCCGUUUAUGAAGAAAAACGGUUCAGCUAGCAAAAAAAAAAGAGAAACCAUUUACAACUAACUAACUGCAAAGUCGCAAUUGGAAAUGCAAAGAAAAGCCCCCAGAGAAACAGCAAUCCGUCAAUAAACAGCUGAUAACGGAAAACAAAA